CUCAGUGGGCGCGGGCCGCAUCGGGACGUCGGUGGGAACCAAUGGUGGGCGUAGGAGGGGGCGUGUCCUGAUGAGGGGGCGUGUCCCUUCCCAGGAGAGUGGAAAGAGAGCCAGGUGAGGGGCGGAGAGGGACCAUUGCUUGGCAGGUCUCCGGACAGGUUUCCUCUUCUUUUGUAGACCUCUGAACUCCAUCUGAGAAUGUCUUCUCCUGAAAUCGCUUCCCUUUCCUGGGGCCGGAUGACGGUCAAAGGCUGUUCCACCACGUAUAAAGACUGCAAGGUGUGGCCAGGAGGCAGCAGAACCUGGGACUGGCGAGAAACAGGUACCAAUCCCCAGCUGUUUUCUCUUCCUGCUUCUCUUAAGGUGCCGUCAUCCACCGUGGACUACCUUAAGAAACACGGGAUCGAUGUGCUGGUCUUGCAGACAGAGAUGGCCGUCAAGGAGUACAACGCACUAGCGGCCCAAGGGGCUAAAGUGGGUGGCGUCUUCCAUUCCACUUGUUAGAGCAUUUAUGGAUGGCUCCCAUUUUCCACCACCUCGUGCCUUAGGCUGAAAGGCUGAAUGAAAGCGUUGCUUUGGAUCGGUGCGUGGAGUCUGUGUUUCUCAGCUUAUGCCAUGUUUUGGGGAAAAAAACUCAGAAAUAAAACCGCCUGCAAGUAGCACAGCAGGCCUGUGAGAUCCAACAAAAAUUAACAGUCCAAUGAUUUGGAUGUUACGAGGUUGGAAGGGAAUCUAUGAUCCUGUAGUACCACACCCCCAGGAGCAUUCUCAUCUCCUUGAUUUCAAUGAGAUUUUGUCACACUGUGGAUGAGGUUUCACCUAAUGGCGAUGAAAAAUAAAUUAAGGGGACACAAGACGCCCGUGUUGCUUCUGCUGCAGUCUUCUAACAAGGCUACCCCUCUGGAAUUAUCCACAAUAACAUGCGUGCUCACUCAUAUGCCGAUAGAAAGAAGAAUCGGCAUCGCAUCCACCUCAAGGAUCGUAGAGGAAGGAAGCACCUAACACUGUAACCUUAUUCUUUCAAAAUGUAUUCCAGACCUUUUUGUGGCUGCCUCACACAAUCUGUCUUAACGACAUCCUAUUUUUUAUGUUAAAAGCAUCUCAUAGGAGCAUCUACAGAAAUAUAGCACAAAGAAAAAAGAAUCGUCUUGCAGAUUGUUAUCAGAAUACCCUGUCUAGAGAAAAAGACUGCUUAGCCUAUCGGUAGUUUUGUUACCAUCUAUAAUAGGGAACAAUGCUUGGUCUGUGUUAUGGCUUCAAGGUGAUCAAACAAACUCCAGGGACUUCCAUGGGGGCUAAGAAGACUCCAGAGGAAUGUACCUUGAGGUGGUUUUGUUCCUUUAUUUUAGUUAACAAUUUGCCAAUAUAUGCAGUUACAUUUUCAGUCACUAGGGGGCAGGUAUCCCUGACUUUAUUUAAGGACGAGAGGUACAGUCAGAUCUGAAAUGCUUAUUUUUCCACAAGACCGCUAGGCAGUCCUGUGGAAAAAUGUUCUUUUUUUCCCAGGGUCACUGAUUUAUUCAAACAGUUAAAAGAGGGGGGAAAUGUCUUUCUGCAUAGUAAGUUGAUUGGGAGAAGUAGAGUCAGCAGAAGGAAAAUUUUCUGCAAGGAAUGAGCACCAGAACGAAAGAAAGAGUAGUGAGAAACAGACAGGGAGGAGAGAAGAAAAAGAAAUCAGAGGUGGAAACUAAGCCGUUCUCAGCCUUUUGAAAGCUGCAUAAUUCUGCUAAUUGCUUUUAAACCACGUGGAACUUACUAAGCUUUGUGCACAUAUUUAAGAAAUAUAAACUCAGCCGCCAAGCAAAGAGAAACGACAGAAAGAAAAUAAGUAAAACUAUAGCGCAAAUUCUCUUCGUUACUGAAUUUUUGUGAUGACCGGCUUAAUUGUUAACUGAUGAGGGGGAAGGACCAGCUGGUUGCUGGUCUCUCUGCCAACCCAGGGGAGUUGGCCCUGGUGACUCAUUUCGCCCUUUAUGGUGCCCCGGGUGAAACAAUCAACCUUGAUUAACUUUCCAUGAAACAACCCAGUAUUAUUCUGAAACACUUAAAUGCAAGAAGCCCUGGUUUGAAUAGUGAGUUUUAAGCAAGACCAUUCACUCUUAGGCUAGAAUAUAGCCUUCCCCGACAAGCUGCCUGAUGACAUUGCUUCUCCCCUCCAGAUGGGCUGCACAGAUCCAACGUAAAAUCAGUCAAAACCGCCUCUCUCGUUCCUCUGGCUCUAUUAUCCAUUACACCCCACAACAAGAGAGAAAUCUACUGUCACAUCAGACAGCACAGAGCUGGCCGGGCCAACGCUAUUACAGUGCAGAGCUGUGUCUGGGCCUUGAGCCAGGAAUAUCCACUCCGGUGCCUGCCGAGCUAAUACGCCUUGCUGAAUACAGCUUAUCUCUGUGCAGCAGAGUGUGUGGGAGGUGGCAAGCACAGAGAGAGACAGGAGACUUUUCUCUCUCACUUACACAAACACACACACACACAGAGGGGCCCGCUCUCUAGACUCUAUUUCCCCUCUCGCCGUGCAAAAACAAAGGGAAAAAAACUCUAGAGGAAUCGCCAUGUUGGGUCCUCUCAGACCGGGCAGAGGUGUGCCGGUUCUGUUUUUAUUCAUUCUAAAUCGCUGUUGGAGCCCGUUGAGCGCGCCAAGCGAUCAGCACACUAGCAACUCAGGGCUAUGCCCCACACUCAUGCUAGCUGGUAUUCAGAAAGAAGUGAGAUGGAAAAUAAGCAAGACAUGGUUUCCCUCCCACCCCGCCUGCCAUUUUAUUGUAGAAAACACACAACGGAAAGUGUAUUUUCUUGCGAAAAGUUUGUGAUUCAAUAAAUAAAAUUU
Molecule: messenger RNA, 2827 nt
Organism: Pogona vitticeps (central bearded dragon)
Lineage: Eukaryota; Metazoa; Chordata; Lepidosauria; Squamata; Agamidae
Source: RefSeq, a predicted model, not a curated record